Molecule: messenger RNA, 1488 nt
Organism: Pocillopora meandrina
Lineage: Eukaryota; Metazoa; Cnidaria; Anthozoa; Scleractinia; Pocilloporidae
Source: the annotation of a GenBank genome assembly
AUGCUUGAAGAGCUGAUUUGGUUUGUUUUGGUGGCAAUUCUCGUUGUGCUGUUCGUGAAUCAUUUCACUGCCUCUAGGAAACUGCCCCCAGGUCCUUUUCCACUACCGAUUAUUGGAAAUGUACACAAACUUGCUGCUAAGUCACGACAUAUUGACCUCAUGCAAUUGGAAAAACAAUAUGGCAACGUAUUUCGCCUGUAUCUUGGAAGCCAGCUCGUUAUAGUUGUCAGUGGUGGAGAUGCCCUUCAAGAAGUUCUUGUCCACAAAUCGGCCGACUUCGCUGGACGUCCGAGUAUCUUCACCGCAGAUGUCUACUCAAAGGGAUUGGCGAUCGUUCUGGCGGAUUAUUCAUCGGAAUGGCGACUGCAUCGCAAAGUCACCGUCUCGGCACUUAAAAUGUACAGUGCACGCGGAGGAAAGCCAGAGUCCAUCAUCACUAACGAGUUCGACUUUCUCUUGAAACGAGUCCGCGCCCGAAGCGGACAGCCUCACGAUAUCACCAGAGAGAUACAACUGGCUGUGACAAAUGUGAUAUGUGCAUUGGUGUUUGGCUCAAGAUACGAACUAGAUGACCCUGAGUUUACAAAUUUCUUGGAUAUUAUGCACGCCAUAGAAAACACGAUUGCUUCUGGAAGCAUAGUGGAUGUUUUCCCUUGGCUCAGAUUUUAUCCAUUCAAAUCCAUUCAGCUUUUGAGAGAGAAAUGCAAAGAGCGAGACGAGCUGGUUGGAAGAAUUUAUCGAGAGCAUGUGGAGGCGAAUAGAGUUGCAGCUCCUCAAGACCUGACAGAUACGCUAUUGAAGGCGAGGAAACAGGCUGAAGACGAACACUCAUCUGUUACAGGAUCCUUAACCGACGAGAGGCUCAUCAUGACUAUGGGGGAAGUCUUCUUGGCCGGAAUAGAUACCACUGCAAGCACCCUGUGUUGGGCGCUGUUGUACCUUAUUCACAACAAUGAGAUCCAGGAGAGGUUACACCAAGAGCUGGAUAAAGUCAUUGGCCCAGAUCGUUUACCGAAACUGCAGGACAAGAAGAAUCUACCGUAUCUGGAGGCCACCAUCGCUGAGACUCUACGUCUCUCGUCUCUGGCGCCCUUAUCAGCUCCUCAUAAAGCAACAGUGGAUACGACUUUACAAGGAUAUCAUAUUCCGAAGGGUACAACAGUAUUAGUUAAUCUGUGGUCCCUUCACCACGAUCCAGCAAUAUGGGAUAACCCCGACAAGUUUAUGCCCGAGCGGUUCCUCGACAAGGAUGGUAAGUUCGUUCCUCCAAAACAGGAUCGCUUCCUCCCAUUUUCAGCAGGGCGUCGGUCAUGCCUGGGGGAAUCGUUGGCACGUAUUGAACUAUUCUUGAUCUUGGCACAAUUAUUGCACAGCUUUAGAUUUGAGAAUCCGCCCGGCUACGAUCUUCCCACCCUAAAGCCCAACACGGGAGCUUUGUUGACACCACAGCCAUUUAAAGUGUGUGCUACCGUCAGACACGAUGACUAA